GAUAAAUCCGCGGUCACACUGAUUUGGUCCCACUAUCCGUAGUUUCUGCGAAAACAGAAGAAAAAUAAACUUUUCCGUGAGAUUUGUUCGCACAAAUUGUAAAAAAUACAAUCGAUUGGUAGCGCGCUAUAACUCCGUUCGUCCCCCACAUAUGUAUCGCAGUGCGGCAGGCAUAUAUGCCACAACAAACGCAAUAUUAAAGUUUCGCACGAAGAAGAAGAACGGACAGCAGCUAUAAUUGUAGAUGUCUUGUUGUUGUUUCUGUUGUACCUGCCCCGACUCUCGCCAUGACGCGGAGAUGAUGCUGCUACUGGGGCAACAUUGAGGCAAAGUAAAAGUGGUUGAAAUGUGUGUGCAACAAACUACGCUGCAGUCGAUGAUGCAGAUGGCGACGUCCCAGCCCCAUUGAUAUCGGGCGCGGGGUGGGGAGCAUUUACUUAGGUGGAAAACUAACUAUCGCCCAGAACUCGUGCGUGCCACAAAAUUGCGCCAAUAAGCAAAAGAGAGGCGAACGCAAACGCAAACAUCGUUUGUUUUAUUGCAUUCCUCGCUCGCACACACACACACACACAAACAAACAAGCAAGCACCAAGCACUCACGCACACUGGGCAACUCUCAUCUAGCAACACACGCGCACGCAUAUGCCCAUAUGUGUUCGUGUACAUGCUGCAGCAACAGAGAUUUUGUCUACUACUCUCACAUACACACAUGCAUUUACGCAGCAAAACGCAGCACAACAAAACCACCACCACCUCUCCUCUCCUCCGCAAAUGUUUUGCUUGAGUGAGAAUCCAAGACAGUGAAUCGUUGAACCAGUCCAGGCCUCAGGAAGAGCACAAGGAAGAGCCAGAGCAGCAGCAGUAGUCGAAGAAGCCCGCCAAGAUGUCGCGCUGGGGCAAGAACAUCGUCGUACCGCUGGAUUCCCUCUGCAAGGAGAAGGAAAACACCAACCGGCCGACAGUGGCCCGUUCCGUGGGCACCGUGGGCAAAUGGGGCAAGAUGGGAUUCACCUCGACCCGCACCUACACACUCUCCGCCCUCCAUCCGAUGGCAGCGGCGGCGGCGGCCGCCGCAGCAGCAGCCAGUCCCGCCCAAAGCCCGGCCUCUACCUACGACCAUGAUCCGAACGACAUGUCCGUGUCUGUGCCGGAACCGCCCAAGCCUAAGAAGUUCUUCAAGUCACGAAACGCCGCGCCGCCCGAGGUGAUUGCCCAGAUCAUCCAGCAGAUGCCGCACUGCGUCGACACGUCGCCGAUGCGGGAUCAGCAUGCCGUGCCCGCCGCCCACGAGACCCUCAAACAGAAGCUGGCCAAAGGCAACUCCGCAGAGCGGAAGCGCAAAUCUCCCAAGAAGAAAGCAUCAACGCCUGCGACGCCCUCGACGCCAGGUGCGUUCGGUCUGGACAGCGACGGCAUGGAUACGCCGGCGGAUCAUCAGGAGGGUGGCGACGAACCCCGGUCGACCAAGAAAAAGCGACCCAAGGAGGAAAAGAAGCUCAAGCCGGAGGCGCCGCCAUCGCGAAUCCUGGGACGGACCCGCAAGGCGGUCAACUACCGUGAGGUGGACGAGGACGAUCGGUAUCCCACGCCCACUAAGGAUCUAAUCAUUUCCAAGUCGCGUACCCCAACGGAAACGGUUACAUCAGCCUCGGCAUUGGCCGCCUCUGUGGCUGCCACCUCCACAGAAGCCAUCACCUCGACAGCAGGCAGCAGUCCCGAUUCUGGUCUAGCGCUUCCGCCCCCCAUAACGGCGCCCAGUACCGCGGCUGCGUCUGCUACGACAACGCUGCCGCUGCCUCCAUCCGCCUCCGCCACGAACCCCACAAGUGCAUCCCGCACGCCGGAGCAUCCGCCCAUUGUGCUGCGCAUUUCCAAGGGCACUUCCCGCUUGGUCAGCACGGACAGCGAGGAGCCGCCCGGCAGUUCGCCAGCGCACCAUCAGUACCAGCAGCAGCAGCAGCUCCUCCAGCAUCAUCAGCAGCACCACCUUCAGUACCAGAACCAGAGCCAGAGCCAGCAGCAACACCUGGAGGAGUCAUUUGGAGCAGAGACUGGAACAGUGGGAGCGGGUGGUGUAGAUAGAAGAGACGACGAGAGAGAAAAAGUUCCUGCAAAUACGCCAAAAAUCAUUGUGAAACCCCUUCGACCUCCUGGGGCCGAGGGAACGGGUGCCGCCGCCGCCAGCUUCGAAGAGCAGCGUCUGCCAGAGGAGACAGAGGAGGACGCCGACGAGGAAGAAGAGGAGGAGGAGGAGGAAGAGCCGCCAGAGAUCAACUAUUGCACUGUAAAGAUCUCACCGGACAAACCCCCGAAGGAGCGCCUGAAGCUGAUCAUCAAGACCGACGUGAUCCGGCACGCCAUCGCCAAAGCAGCCGCAGCAGCGGCAGCCAAAGCAGCCGGGGAGGAGACGCGCAGCGAAAAGAAGUCCAAGAGCAAGAAGCACAAGCACCUCAAGCACGCCCAGUUGGAGCAGCAGCUGCUCACCAACUGCAAUACCAGCAACACAGCCAGCGGUGGAACAGUACCCAGUGCGACAGUCACAUCGACAGCGACAGCGACAGCCACAGGCACAGGCACAGCAACGGCCACCGUCACAACGGAGGCUAACUCAGAGUUUAAGACGCCGUCACCCCACCUGGCCCUCAACGAGCCCCCGCACCAACAACAGCAGCAGCAGCAGACGCAGCCGAUCCCAAUCCAGCCUCAUCGCGGCUCGGUGAUUUCGCCCACCACACGCUCGGACCACGACUUCGACUCGCAGUCCUCGGUGCUGGGCAGUAUCUCCUCUAAGGGAAACAGCACGCCGCUGAUGCUGGCGCAGGCCGUGCAGGAGGACAGCUGCGUUAUUCGGAGCCGGGGAUCCAGUGUGAUCACCAGCGACCUGGAGUCGAGCCAGCACUCGUCCCUGGUGGCGCCCCCCUCAGACAUUGAGUCGCGCCUGGAGUCCAUGAUGAUGACCAUCGAUGGAGGGUCAGCUGCAGCUGGGACGGCGGUAUCUGAUGUGGCACCGGGGCCGCUGCAAGAGGAUAUUCUGGCCGUUCUCCGAGGAGACGUGACCCGGAUCAAUGGAGCGGGAGAGGAGCCUCCAGCCGUGGAAGAGCCGCCGCCCAAGCGGGCCACGCGCGGAAGGGCUAGAAAGGCCAACAACAAUGUGGAUGCGGCACCAGCGGCGCCAUCAACGGUUACAGAAACGCGGACACGCGGCAGGGCCAAGGCAGCGGAUACAAUUACAUCGCCCGUGGCCGCGGCCGUGCCCGUGCACGUGGCCGUGCCUGUGCCUGUGCCCAAGCGGGCCACACGUGGCACUCGCGGCGCCAAGAAAGCGGAACUGGAGACGAACAUGGAGGUGGACGAGUCCGGUCCGCUGGCUGGGACCGACCAGGAGGAUGCCACGGCAACGGUCACGACCACAUCCCUGCCGCGACGAGGCCGCAAUGCCGCCGCACGGGCCAACAAUAACAAUUUGGCCAGCAUCAACAACAACAUCAACAAGAUAGCCGCCAGUCUCUCGGCCAAGGCGGAGGCCAGUCGUCUGGCGGAGGGCGGGCCGACACCUGGGGCGCGCAGCUACGGGCGGAAGCGGAAGAACCAGCAGGUGACGCAGGUAGUGCCGCAGGAAGCGCAAGCGGGCGGCGAGGGCGCGGAGGACGCUGCUGCACAGCGGGAAGAAGAGGAUGAGGAGGAGCAGCCUACGCCCGCCAAAAUUCCGCACACCGAUCCCGAUCCCGAGCCCGAUCACGACGCGGAUGCCGAUGCGGAUGCGGACCACGAUAACGAACCGGAUCCCGAUCCGGACCUGGACGAGGCCGACGAGCUGUCGAACAACUCGAACUCGAAUUCGAACAACUCCUCGCUUCAGCACGACGGCUCCUCGUCGUCGCCCCCGCCGCGCGACUUUAAGUUCAAGGACAAGUUCAAGCGCACCCUCACCCUCGACACGCAGGUGGCCAAUGCUAAUGCAGAGGCCGCUGCGGCCGCCGCAGCAGCCGCAGCCGCUGCAGCGGAAGCGGAAGCUGCACCAGCAGCAGCAGCAGAAGCAGAAGCAGAGGGCGGGGCCACCUCGGCCGUUCAACCACCACCACCACCCGCAGAGACGGAGCAGCGAGGAGCCGUGAAGCUGGUCAUUUCCAAGAAGAAGGGCAGCAUCUUUAAGAGCCGAGCCCUGGUGCCCUCCGACCAGGCCGAGCAGGCGACUGUGGCCAAGCGGCACCUCUACAAGCACAGCUGGGACGCGGCCCUCGAGGCGAAUGGCGGUGGCACCGGUAGCGAUGCCAGCAAUGCCUCCGCCCCCGGCGGCGUCUCCUCCACGGGCGGUAAGGACCAUAUGCUGCAUAUGCACCUGCUCGCCACCAAGUCCGAUGGCGACUUCUGCGACAGCCCGUCCUCCAAUAACAACACGAGCAGCGGAAGCUGCUCCUCCUCCACCCUGCGCGACGACAGUCCGAGCCUGGGCCUGGGACAGGGUCUGGGUCUGGGCAAGGUCUCGCGGAGCUCGGCCAAGCAGAUCAGCAUGCCCGCCGCCCAUACCAUGGUGGAGGGCUUCGACAUGGACGCGGCCGAGGUGGAGGAGCUGGGCCUGGAGCGGGUCGUGGGGCUGAGCAGCGUGGGAAAUCUAGUCGGUAGCAGCGGCAGCGGUCCCAUUCGGGUGGACCGCAAGACCAAGGAGUACUACACGGUGGUGCGGAAUGUUAAGACCGCCCACCAGAUCCAGGAGAUUGGCGAGUACCAGGAGAUGGACGACGACGUUGAGUACAUACUGGACGCCCUGCAGCCGCAUAAUCCCCCUGCAACGCGCUGCCUCUCCGCCCUCCAGCUGGCCACCAAGUGCAUGAUGCCCGCCUUCAGGAUGCAUGUCCGUGCCCAUGGCGUGGUCACCAAGUUCUUCAAGGCCCUGUCCGAUGCCAACAGGGAUUUGAGCCUGGGCCUGUGCACCUCGGCCAUCAUGUACAUCCUGUCGCAGGAGGGCCUCAACAUGGACCUGGACCGGGAUUCGCUGGAGCUGAUGAUCAACCUGCUGGAGGCGGACGGCGUGGGCGUCGGCGGGGCGGCCCCCUCUGACCAGCGGGCCAACUACGAGCGGAACAAGCAGAAGGUGCGCGAGCUGUGCGAGGAAAUCAAGGCACAGGGCAAGGGCACCCACCUGAACGUUGAGUCCAUCACGGUGGGCACGCUGGCCAUGGAGACGCUUCUCUCGCUGACUUCGAAGCGUGCCGGCGAGUGGUUCAAGGAGGACCUGCGCAAGCUGGGCGGUUUGGAGCACAUCAUCAAGACCAUAUCGGACUUCUGCCGGCCUGUGAUCGCCUGUGACAUGGACAUGGAGCGGCAGAUCACGUGGGUGCCGGUCCUGCUGGACAACAUGCAGACGGUGGCUCGCUGCCUGCGCGUCCUCGAGAAUGUCACGCAGCACAACGAGGCCAAUCAGCGCUACAUGCUAACCUUUGCCAAGGGGCGGGCGGUCGACACGCUCUGUCUGCUGUACCGGCUCUGCAGCCGGCAACUGGUGUUGCAUCCCUCUACCACAGAGCUGGCAACGGGCAGCAACAGCCGCAAGGAGCAUCCGGGCGUCGCCAUGCGCGAGCUUCUCAUAAACGUGAUGAAGGUGCUGAUCAGCCUCACGCACACCUUCAACGAGGCACACCCCUCGUUGGGCGCCGAUCUGCUGGGCAAGCGUGGGGACGUGAUCGAGACGAGCUUCCAGCUCUUGCUGCUCUCAGGCAACUACAUUCCGGAAAACUGUGUCUUCGAGCUGAGCAUUUUGGUACUCACUCUGCUGAUCAAUCUGUGCAUGUACACGCCGCGCAAUCGCACCCAUUUGAUGGAGGCGUUUGCCCCAGCCGAAUAUGUGGCGGACACUCCUCCGGUGCAGGGCAGAGUCAGUGCACUCCAGGCCCUGAUCGAGUACUUUUACAAGUGCGAGGAGCUUGCAAGAUUGGUGGAGAAGAACACUGAUGCCUUCCUGGAGAGCAACGAGACGGGAAAGAAGAAACAGGAGGAAGUCGAGGAGACGGUCAACAAUCUGCUUCAGCGCGCUGGCCACCACAUGGAGCAUACGCUUAAGGGCAGCUAUGCGGCUAUUCUUGUGGGCAAUCUGAUAACCGACAGCGAGCUGUACGAGGCAAUAGUGCGGCGCCAGUUACGCGGCCACAGCUUCCGGGAGGUUGUCGGUGUGCUGGAGAAGUACCACACCUUCAUGAAUCUGACGUCCAGCCUGGAGGCUGCUGUCGUGUCUCACAUGAAGUCCACGAAGCGCAUCAUCGACAACUUCAAGAAGCGCGACUACAUCUACGAGCAUGCGGACGAGCAUGACGACGGUCUGCCCCUCAACCUGGAGACAACCGCGCAGGACCACCAGGAUGAGCUGGCGGCGGGCAUUAGUGGGGACACGACCACUUCCUCCUCCACGUCCUCGUCGCCCACAUCGUCGACGCGCGUGCCGCGCGUCUACAAGACAUACAGCAGCCAUAGAUAAUCGCUGUAACCGUGAGGGAGGAGGAGGAGGCGACAGCCUGCCACCAAAAUAUAAAUCUGUUUGUGAUUAUGUAAUUCGUUUAUGUGUUUAUAUGCCGCCACUAUAUCUACUUGCGUGUAGUAUGUGUAUGUAUUUGUGUAUAUGCCCCCUGCACUAAGCUUCGGAUCAGCUACCAUUAUCCUUUACAGAUAUAUAAAUACAUAUAUAUGUAUAUAUGGUUAUAUGUAUAGCCGCGAUUAGGAUAGGGAUAGUAAUGUGAAUGUGAAUGUGUGAAUAUGAAUAUGUUUAUUCGUUUCCAUUAACCAAAAGUGAUAGUAAACUCUUGAGCAUGGUCAGCGUUUAAACUAAAACCCGAGACAGUAACCGGAAACCCCAAUCGAAACGGAAAUGAUCGACAAAAAUCGAUCAAUGCGGAAUCGAACCCUCAAUCGAAACGGAAACCAACCUGUAACCGAACUAGUACGAUCCCGUAACCGAACCGAAAUCAAACACGAAGCCGGAAUUAAUACCGAACCCGGACCCGAACAACACAAAGAUCCAAAUCCACUACUGAUAUGUGUACGUUAUAUAGUCAUAAGCAAUAUUAGCCUAAACUAAACUACUGCUUACCGAAACAUGUAAAUAUUGUUUAAUCAGCGAUUUUAUCGAGUGCGUCUUAGUUUUUAUUUGUAAUGUGUUUUUUUUUACCUAUUCGUACUCUUAAAUAUAUUAAAUACCUAUCUCUUUUGUUGUAAUCUUUAGAUUACACAUCUCAAAAUAUCCAGAGAUGCAGACAGAGACCGCGAAAAAGAGCGAGACAGAAAGAGAAGUGUAACAAAAGCGAGCAAGGAGAAAUUUA
This is a messenger RNA of Drosophila miranda, 7307 nucleotides long. It is a transcript of the gene wapl, whose product is annotated as protein wings apart-like. The record is from RefSeq and is a predicted model, not a curated record. Gene Ontology annotation, biological process: regulation of chromosome condensation. The transcript is spliced from 8 exons. NCBI's taxonomy places the organism in Eukaryota, Metazoa, Arthropoda, Insecta, Diptera, Drosophilidae. Bases 884 to 6469 code for a protein of 1861 amino acids.